UUUGUCAAUAAAGUUUUGCAAAUAUCCUCUCUCGCGACAUUUCUACAGUAGCCAGUGUGUCCUUCACAAUUGUCCAAAAUGGGAUACUGGGAUCUGCAAGAGGGCAAGGACUGCAUUGAAAAAACAUGGAUAACUACCAAGCUGGGGACGGCUUUGGGACUAGUGGGUUCCGCUUAUCACAUUGUGGCCUUCCAGCCAGAUUCUGCAGUGGCUGCCCUCCAGAGAGCCACCAAUGGAACUGUUACCAUGGCUGCUCUGGGAGCAGUCUUUGGUAUCACGACAUGUCUGAGUGCUCAAGCCCGUGACGCCCCAGAGGACCCCUUUAAUUACUUCAUUGGAGGCUGCGCCUCCGGUGCGUUGCUUGGAGCCAAGACCCACAGUGUUGUGACCGGUACAUCAGCCUGUCUUGGUCUGGGGGCACUGGCUUUUUUCACCAAGGUUGGAAAGGUAGAGGGCUGGAAGCUUUCUACAGAACCGAAACUCUGAAAAGGAAUUGUCAGAAAUGUAAAUUGUAUAAUACUUAUUAAAUUUAAAUGUCUUAGGAAAUAUCAAAACAAA
Molecule: messenger RNA, 558 nt
Organism: Gadus morhua (Atlantic cod)
Lineage: Eukaryota; Metazoa; Chordata; Actinopteri; Gadiformes; Gadidae
Gene: ndufa11
Product: NADH:ubiquinone oxidoreductase subunit A11
Exons: 4
Coding region: 79-486 (135 amino acids)
Biological process (GO): mitochondrial electron transport, NADH to ubiquinone
Cellular component (GO): mitochondrial inner membrane; respiratory chain complex I
Source: RefSeq, a predicted model, not a curated record